AUGGGUCAUUGCUUCUCGUUGCCGUCUUCCUCAUCGGAGAUACACGAGGAGAAUGAGCACGGUGAUGGAAAUGCGGUGGUGUGUUAUGGCGAAGAGUUCGGUUUAGAUCAAGACCUUCCCGUUCAUCGCCUCGGUUCGGUCUGCUCUAUCAAAGGAAGCAAAGCGCUUAACCAAGAUAAUGCUGUUCUUUACCUGGGGUAUGGAACAGGGGAUGCAGAGCUAUGUGGAGUGUUUGAUGGGCACGGCAAAAAUGGGCACAUGGUGAGCAAAAUGGUGAGGAAUAGAUUGCCAUCGCUUAUGUCAACACUAAAGAAUGAGCUAAACCAAGAAUCUCAUGUUUGUGAAGAAGAACACAAGUGGGAAAAAGCUUGUUUCUCUGCCUUCAGACUCGUUGACAAGGAGCUUCUUCUUCAAGUCUUUGAAUGCUCAUUUAGUGGCUCCACUGCUGUUGUUGCCAUUACUCAUGGAGAUAAUCUCUUGAUAGCAAACCUCGGUGAUUCAAGGGCAGUGUUGGGGACAAUGAACCAAGAUGAUGAGAUCAGCGCAGUACAGUUAACAUCCGACCUAACACCUGACGUCCCUAGUGAAGCAGAGAGGAUCAGGAUGUGCAAAGGCCGUGUUCUCGCAAUGAAAACAGAACCGAGUAGCCAAAGGGUGUGGCUACCAAACCAUGACAUACCAGGAUUAGCCAUGUCAAGAGCUUUUGGAGAUUUCAGGCUCAAAGACCAUGGCGUUAUUGCGGUUCCAGAGGUCUCUCACCACCAAAUUACUACUCAAGACCAGUUCCUUGUACUCGCUACAGACGGGGUUUGGGAUAUGCUUAGCAAUGAUGAAGUUGUAUCGCUAGUAUGGAGUUCCCGGAAAAAUCAAUCCACUGCAGCUAAAUUGGUGGCGGAAGCAGCUGAAACUACUUGGAAGAAGAAGCUUAAAUCUAAGAAGAUUGAUGAUAUUACAGUAAUAUGUCUUUUCUUGCAUAACAAGGAACUACUAAGUUCUACUAUAGACACUUGA
Molecule: messenger RNA, 1011 nt
Organism: Microthlaspi erraticum
Lineage: Eukaryota; Viridiplantae; Streptophyta; Magnoliopsida; Brassicales; Brassicaceae
Source: the annotation of a GenBank genome assembly